Molecule: messenger RNA, 4729 nt
Organism: Erigeron canadensis
Lineage: Eukaryota; Viridiplantae; Streptophyta; Magnoliopsida; Asterales; Asteraceae
Product: eukaryotic translation initiation factor 5B-like
Exons: 12
Coding region: 321-4199 (1292 amino acids)
Molecular function (GO): translation initiation factor activity; GTP binding; GTPase activity
Source: RefSeq, a predicted model, not a curated record
GAACCUAGCCACAGCCGCACCCAAUCUCUCAUUCAUUGAACCCUAAUACAUACAUACAACCCUCAUAUAACGCACUCACCCUUCCUUCCCCACAAAAAUAAUUCUAUUUUCUUUUGUUUCAUCUAUAUUGUCAUCAUCACUAUAUUUUUUUUUUUGCUUCCUAGUGAUCUCCUUUAAAUUACAGUUUUCUUCAUAUACACAUAUUUAACAUAUACACAAAUUUGCAUCUGCAACAAGGUUUUGAAGGUUAGUUGAGUUUGUGUUUUUGGAUUGUUGGAUCACAGUAAGUUCACUUUAUUUGUUGAAAUAAUAUAGUAUCAAUGGGGAAAAAGAAGGGUGCCGGUCGUGAAGAGGACGGUGCUGUGGGUAAGUCUAGAAAGAAAGCUGUAGUGAUUGAUGAUGAUGAGUAUUCGAUUGGGACGGAAUUGUCAGAAGAGAAACCGGUUCAGGAAGAGGAGCCUGUGGUGCUGGUUGGUGGUAAGAAGAAGGGUAAGAAAGGGAACAAGAAGAGUUUGAAAACGGAUGAGGAUGAAGAGGAUGGUAAUGGUAAUGAGGAGAUUAAGUUUAUGGGGAAGAAGAAAAGUAAAGGGAAGGAGAAACAGGCUGGGAGCUCGUUUGGAGCUUCUGCUUUUGCUUUGCUUGGUGAUGAAGAUGAUGUUGACGAGAUAUCGGAUGUUACCAAGGAUAAGGAUGGUAGUGAGGAUGAGGAUGUUAGUGUUGUGUUUAGUGGAAAGAAGUCAUCAAAUUCAAAAAAGGGCAGUAGUUUGUUUACUGGUUCGGCGUUUGGUGCUAUUAGGGAUGAUGAUGAUGAUGAUGGAGAGUUGGUUGAGAGGUCAGAAUCGAAACUAGAAACGGAGGAUGAAGAUGAUGAGCCUGUUAUUUCUUUUACGGGGAAGAAGAAAUCCUCCAAGGGUAAUAAGAAGACAAAGAGUAGUGUCUUUGCAGCCCUUGACGAUGAAGAGAAUGAGAAAGAAAGUGCAGGGGAUGAUGAUGCACCCAUUUCCUUUACAGCGAAGAAAAAGAAGUCUAACAAGAAAAACGUUCUAUCUGAUAAUGAAGAUGUCUCAGUUUCAGGAUUAAGUGUGGAUGAUGUUGCUGAGGGUGAUGGAGAGGAUUCUUCCACGAUUAAGUUUUCUGGUAAAAAGAAGUCAUCCAAGAAGAAAAAUGGGAGUGCAGUUAACACAAUUGAGGACUAUGAACAGCCUAGUACCAGCAUUACUGGUAGCAAAGAACCUGAAGUCCAAGAAACUUCAAAAAACAAAAAAAAGAAAAAGAAAAGUGGAAGAACUGCCCAAGAAGAGGAUGAUCUUGACAAAAUUCUUGCUGAACUUGGUGAAGCUCCUGCUCCUGCUCAGCCUUCUGCUUCUGCUAGUGUGGAACAGCUACAAGAGAAGGUUCAAACUGAGGCUGAACCAGCCACGGGAGCGGAUGAAGGUGUAGAAAAGGAUGCAACUGAAGAAGUGGUAGAGUCUGCAGCAGCGAAAAAGAAGAAGAAGAAAAAGGAAAAGGAAAAAGAGAAGAAGGCUGCGGCUGCAGCUCCUGCUGUUGAAGAAAAAGCUGCAGAUUCGAAGGGUAAGGUACCGGAUAAGAAGGUCCCGAAACAUGUGAGAGAAAUGCAAGAGAGACUUGCAAGGCUUAAAGAAGCAGAGGAAAAGCAGAAAAGGGACGAAGAAGAGAAGCAAAGGAAGGAAGAAGAAGAGCGUUUGAGAAUAGCAGAAGAGGAGAAGAAGGCCGAAGACAAAAAACGCUUGAAAAAGGAAAGAGAGAGGGAAAAGUUGUUGAAGAAGAAACAAGAAGGGAAACCUUUGACAGCUAAGCAGAAGGCAGAUGCCCAAAGAUUGGAUCUAAUGAGGAAACAAAUCCUUGAAAAAGCUGGUGGCUUGCCUCAACCAAGUGGAGAGGUUAGUACUGCACUCCCAAAACGGCCCAGGUACACAUCAAAAAAACCGAAGCCAAAUCAGCAGGCAUACGGUAAAGCUCCUUCCGCCACUGAAAACCAGGAGGAUAAUGUCUCUGAGUUGGGUUCCGUAGAUACCGAGAAGGCGGACGAUGAGGAAAUGGUAGUUGUGGGGGAGAAAACUGAGGCUGCUGCAGUUGAAGAGAAUGGGGACAAAGAAGACGAUGAGUCAGACGAUGAAUGGGAUGCAAAGAGUUGGGAUGAUGCUGAUAUCAAAUUGCCGGGCAUUAGCGCAUUUGCUGAUGAGGAACCUACUGAACCUGAAACCAAACUCAAACCUAAAUCCGAAGCUGUUGUUAAAAAGGAGGAGACUGAGAGUUUUCAAAAUAAUACCGUGGUAGGUCUAAAUCUCGAGGGUAAGGAAAGUCGGCCUGUGACAGUAGUUGCAAACAAAGGUAGACAAGAUGCCAAGGGUAAAAAGAAAGAGAAGGAAGAGGAGGAAGAAGGCGGUGAAAAGACAUUGCGGUCUCCAAUUUGCUGCAUCAUGGGUCAUGUUGAUACUGGGAAGACCAAGUUGCUUGAUUGUAUUCGAAGGACUAAUGUUCAGGAAGGUGAGGCUGGAGGAAUCACCCAACAAAUUGGUGCUACUUACAUUCCAGCUGAGAAUAUCCGUGACAGAACAAAGGACUUGAAAGCUGAUGCUGUACUCAACGUUCCUGGUUUAUUGGUUAUAGAUACACCUGGGCACGAGUCUUUCAAGAAUUUAAGGUCUCGGGGUUCUGGCUUAUGUGAUAUUGCCAUUUUGGUUGUUGACAUUAUGCAUGGCUUAGAACCACAAACCAUUGAAUCACUAAACCUAUUGAGAAUGCGGAACACCGAGUUUAUUGUGGCCUUGAAUAAGGUUGACAGAUUAUAUGGCUGGAAAACUUGCCGAAACGCACCAAUUGGUAAGGCCUUGAAGCAACAGUCAAAGGAUGUCCUACUUGAAUUCGAUCACAGAGUCACUCAGAUAAUCACACAAUUUAAGGAGCAAGGAUUGAAUACAGAAUUGUACAACAAGAACAAAGAUAGGGGGGAAACUUACAGUAUUGUGCCUACUAGCGCAAUCAGUGGUGAAGGCAUACCAGAAAUGCUGUUACUGCUUGUCCAAUGGGCUCAGAAGACAAUGAUUGAAAAACUUACAUACAGCAGUGACAUUCAGUGUACGGUGUUGGAGGUUAAAGUCAUAGAAGGACUUGGAACAACCAUCGACGUGGUAUUGGUUAAUGGCGUGCUUCAUGAAGGAGAUGAGAUUGUUGUUUGUGGCUUCCAGGGACCGAUUCACACUACAAUCCGGUCAUUGCUAACUCCCCAUCCAAUGAAGGAACUCCGAGUAAAGGGAGCCUACAUUCAUCACAAAGAAAUUAAAGCUGCACAAGGGAUUAAAAUUACUGCGCAGAAUCUUGAGCAUGCAGUGGCGGGAACUGCCCUUUAUGUGAUAGGGGAAGAUGAUGAUGUGGAAGAAGUCAAAGAAUCAGUGAUGGACGAUAUGCGGAAUGUCAUGAGUAGGAUUGAUAAAAGUGGCGAAGGGGUUUAUGUCCAAGCGUCUACUCUAGGAUCAUUAGAAGCAUUACUCGAGUUUCUAAAAACUCCAGCAGUAAACAUACCUGUUAGUGGUAUAGGCAUAGGUCCCGUGCAUAAGAAAGACGUCAUGAAGGCUAGUGUAAUGUUAGAAAAGAAAAAAGAGUUCGCAACCAUCUUAGCUUUUGAUGUCAAAGUGACCCCAGAGGCCCGGGAACAUGCAGAUGAUCUUGGUGUAAAAAUCUUCAUUGCUGAUAUCAUUUACCAUUUGUUUGAUCAAUUUAAGGCGUAUAUUGAUAAUCUUAAGGAAGAAAAGAAGAGAGAAGCUGCCGAAGAUGCCGUGUUUCCAUGUGUCCUUCAAAUCAUGCCAAACUGCGUGUUCAACAAGAAGGAUCCAAUAAUUCUUGGUGUGGAUGUUAUCGAGGGCAUUCUUAAGAUUGGAACUCCAAUUUGCAUUCCUCAAAGGGAAUUCAUUGAUAUUGGUCGGAUAUCUUCCAUUGAAAAUAACCACAAGCCAGUCGACUAUGCGAAGAAAGGUCAGAAGGUGGCUAUAAAGAUAACAGGAAGCAAUGCGGAAGAGCAACAGAAAAUGUUUGGGAGGCAUUUUGAAAUGGAGGAUGAGCUUGUUAGUCAUAUAUCAAGGAGUUCAAUCGAUGUACUAAAGGCCAAUUAUCGGGAUGAGUUGUCCAAUGAAGAAUGGAAGCUUGUCGUCAAACUAAAACACCUUUUCAAAAUACAAUGAGCUUGAUAGGUGUACUGGCGGUAUUUCAUGUCCUUUUUUGGGGAUCAAAGGGGCAGCGGCUAAAGUAAAAAAAGAGAUGUUCAGUUUAAAACCACCAAGUGAUGAGCCCGUCAAUUUUCUUCCGUGGUGCGGAAAGACCUUUUGUCAAGAAAUUCUGAUGCAGGUUUGCCAGAUUCUCUAAAUUCGAUUAUGUUGAAAUUUAAGAAAGAAUCGGUGUUGCAACUCUUAAAAAUGACUAAAGUGGAAGGAUUCAAGUUUCUGAUGUGGCAAACUUUUUUGGAUUUUCAUAUCUGUGAUUUGAUUUUGGUCUUGGUGAAAAGCUAUUCGUCAACUUCUAAGUCCAUAAGGUUAGGGAGAUGUACUUCUGUUUUGAGAUGUGUAUUUUUCCCAAAAGCCACGUUUGCUGGUGAAUAGAUCCGGUUGAGAAGUUUCGCCUUCUAACUCUAAAAACCCUUUCUUUUUGCAUUCCAAGAGGUGAAGAGGAUAUAUUAUAUAUAUACUUACCACAUGGUACAACCUGUGUUGCAAAA